Molecule: messenger RNA, 1523 nt
Organism: Musa acuminata AAA Group (dessert banana)
Lineage: Eukaryota; Viridiplantae; Streptophyta; Magnoliopsida; Zingiberales; Musaceae
Exons: 6
Coding region: 47-1201 (384 amino acids)
Biological process (GO): alternative mRNA splicing, via spliceosome
Cellular component (GO): cytoplasm; nucleus
Source: RefSeq, a predicted model, not a curated record
GACGACAUAUUUCGAUCAUUCCGUUCCUCCCGUCGAACACCACCCGAUGGAGGAAGAGAAGGCGGCCGCCUACUACGACGAGCUCAGCCGCAAGGGCGAGGGCGCCGCACGCUUCAAACAGGGCCUCGGCUUCUCCUCCUCCUCCACCACCACCUCCAACUCCGACCGCUUCCCAUCCAAACCCAAGACCUCCUCCUCCUCCCUCUUCUCUACCUUCAUCCGCGCCUCGAGCCCUAAUGCGAAGCCCCCCGACGAGCAGCACAGCAGGCAAGCCCGGCUCGAGGUCAUCCAGAACAAGCUCAAUAAAGAGCGCCGCCACCACGAUUACCGCCGCUCCCUCUCCCCUUCACCCGACCGCGAUCGCCGCCGCCGCCGCAGCAGCAGAGACCGAGACGACCGCCGCUCCCCUUCUUCUUCUCCCGACCGCAAUCGCCGUCGCCGUCGCAGCCGAGACCGGGACGACCGCCGCUCCGGUGAUCGUAGGCGCCGUUCUCCGAGCCGCGAGAGUCGGAGGGAACCGGAUGGCCGUGGAUCUAGCCACCGCGGCCGCGGUUCGCGCGACCGAGAUGAGGAUUCCUCCCACUCCAGAAGUAGAAGACGGAGUUGGAGCCGAUCCCCUAGGAGGGAAUCCCGCGGUGCGGAUCGAGAGCGAAAGGGUGGGCAUGAAAAGGAAAGGGGUGGAGAGAAGCAUAGGAGCGCGAGCGCUAAGAAUGGUGGUGGUGUUGAUUAUUCUCAGUUAAUCGAGGGUUACUCAAACAUGACACCAGCUGAAAGAGUUAAAGCAAAGAUGAAGCUUCAGCUCUCAGAAACUGUUGCAAAGGAUACAGAUAGGGGAAUGGGCAGUGGAUGGGAACGGUUUGAUUUUAACAAGGAGGCACCACUUGAUGAUGAUGAUGAAAUUGAAGCGGCAGACGAUGAUGCCUCACUAGUAAAGAAUAUUGGAAAGAGUUUCAGAUAUUCUGCAGUUGAGGCCAAGCAGGAGGAAGAAAUCAAGGCUGCUCAUGACAACGCCAUGUUUGGAGCAUCUGCUGCAUGUGCUGAUUCCCCAGUUCUUGAAAUGGAAUCUGUUUAUGUUGAUGUCACAGAGGAUGCUAGCGACAAGACUAUCACGGAUUCUCUAGUAAGCGACAAGGUGAUUGCGAUGCAACAAAGUUCUUGGCGAGAUCGAGCUCGCAGGUUCCGAAACGACUCAGAAAGUUGAAAUUCCUCUCGGAUGAAUGGCAGGAGCUCGUAUGGAACCAGCUGGAGACUUGAUAGUUCUUCAGUUAGACUUGCUGAAGUAGGGAACCGAUGGUGUUGAAGGAGACAGGAAGGCAUUGUAGAGUGAGUUUUUAUUGCACCUUUCUGUAUUGCAAUCUUUAGUGGAAUAUUAGCGUUAUUUUUUAUUUGGAUGUCAUGAUGUAUCUAUAGUUUUAGCGAUUCCUUUCUCGCCAAGGAUGACAUACAUGAGGUCAAUUCAGAUGAUAUUUACGGAAUAUUGCGACACAUUUAUAGCUUAAAUGUGACACAUCAUGUUUCAUCUC